AGUUCUUGCAAUUGUUUUGGCAGAGUGCGGUUGUCUUGAAUCGGAAAAUGGAGGAGGAAGAGCAUGAGGUGUACGGAGGGGAGAUCCCCGACGUCGGAGAGAUGGAAGGAGACGUCGACAUGUCCGCCGCCGACGAUGACGCUGCCGUCAAGGAGCUGGACGAGAUGAAGCGCCGUCUAAAGGAGAUGGAAGAGGAAGCCGCUGCUCUUCGCGAGAUGCAAGCCAAGGUCGAGAAGGAGAUUGGCUCCGUUCAAGAUCCUGCUAAUGCGGCUGCUUCUCAGGCAAGCAAGGAGGAGGCAGAUUCUCGAUCUGUUUUUGUUGGCAAUGUAUGAACAUCCUAUUUCUUAUCACCAUCAGUUUUUUUAUUUGAACUGUGUGAUGUUUUUAUUAUGAGAACAUCCUAUUUCUCAGUCUGAUUCUCUUCCCUAUCUUCUUUAUGCGUAAGUUAGCAUCUUGAUUCUUACCCUUUUUCAGUUGGAUACAAAAAUAAUUUGUUGUUUUCUAAACAACUUAAUGACAAGGCACGAUUUGGUAAUUAUGACCUAUAUUUAUUAUCUAGAAAUUUUGUAUGCCCAUGUUGAGAAAACCAAACCGGAUUGGUUUGAUUGGUUGAACUGAGAACUGAUUUACUGUGGUUAACUGGUAGUCUGCAAAUUGACUAUAAAACUGCUGAACUGGCUAUAUCCAGUUCAGACUUUUACCUUACCAAAAAAUACCAAAUUUUCUCUUCCAAGGAUUGAACCUAGGACGAUAAUCUUGGGAAUCAUGGACAGUUUUGUCAACCACUACUCCAACAAUUGUUACAAUUAGCCAUGAUAUAUAUACAUAUAUAUUAUGAAGUUAAUUUAAUAUUUUCAAUGAUUUUAAAAAAAAAUUCUGUAAAUAUAACCAUCUCAAUCUCAUCAUAAAAUUUUAAAAACAAGACAUUAUAACCUACUACAAAUUGCAAUUGCUAAACACAGGCAUUUUCAUCACAAUUUGUUAAAUUUAUGCAAAUAGUACAGAAUUGGGUAUGAUAUGAGACUGGAGGUAGUGGCAAUUCAGAGUCUUACUUCAAAUUUGUUCUUCUUUGUCGUCAUCUUAACUAUCCCACAUGGUGCCUACAACUUCCUCACUCAGUAAGUCUUGUAUUUAUUUCCUCAUAAAUAGCUCCAAUUGUUUGUGAUAGCAUACUGAAACCUAGCUUCUGGAACCAUUGUUUACUAACAAUUAUGCUCCAUUUCCCUAUCUUUGGUGGACCUUUAUUUUCUUGAAUAAUUUUUCUAUCAAACAAGGUAUGUUUCUGAAUGAAAUCACAAAAAGUAUGCGCUGAAAAUGGGUCAUCUUUGCAUAAAACCAGGGUAAACAGAGAAAAUUUCUCAUGUAAAGCAUAUGAGCUGCGAUGGCUAUGAUUUUUUGGCCACAGCUGCUAAAAAAUGUGGUGCCGAGUAUUUUCUUUGAUUGAGUGUGUUCCAUUGGGUAUUUUCUUAGGUGCUUCCCAGUGCAUUCUGUUUGUUAUUUUUUCUUUGUGUUUUGUAAUGCUAUAUUGGGAAUGUAGCAGCAACCUAUUGAAGGUUUUUGAAGUUUGGGGAUGUUUUGUACGGAAUAUUUAGCAAAUCAUCCCUUGAUCAUAAUCUAUCCUUUAAAUGAUUUUUUGUAAUUCUUAAAUUUGAAACUUCUUGCACUUGUUUAACACCAGGGAUAAUAUAUGUGUCCUGAUUUAGGGCAUCUAUUCACUGGAUAUGUCCAUCUACUAAUUUGGCCUGGUUUUGAAGCAUUCAAUAAUUCUAUUAGCUGUGUCAAUAAAUUUGAUUGAAUAGGUCCUGAUUUGAAUUCUAUAGAAUAACUUUUUAUUUAAGUGAUAAUUAUAUAAAACUAAAGAGAUUUUAGCCAUUUGAAUCAAGUUCAAACUUUCUUCUUGCAUACGUGCUCCUCUGGAUGCACAUAUUGGAAUAAGAGGUAAAAAUUGAUUGAUAUCAUAUUCAACCAAAUGGGUGAUUUUCUCACCUAUUCUUUGCUAUGACAUAUUUGAAACUGCAUUUUUUUGUUUUGGAGUGAAUCAUGUUAAUACUCAGAGACAGGGUUUGACUUGUGUCUCACUAUGAUCGCAGGGUCAUUCUUAUUACUCAGGUUCUGUAAUUAGCGCUGGGAUGAUUACAUUGUAUUUUGUGGGUUGGCCAAUGUAAUUGGUGUUUUUUAGGCUUGUACUAGAGGGGGAAAGCAGGGUAUGUUGUGCUUAUGAAAAUUUAAUAAGAUAUCACUGGAAGGAAAAUAAUGACAAAAGAUUGAGGAGAAAAAACUUGUUAGUUUCUGAAAAGAAAAAGGAAAAGAAAUGAAAAACAUUAUGCAGAAGGAAAAAUAGAAUCAAGCUGAGAAAAAGGAGAAAGAAAUGAGAAAAGAAAAAAGAAAAAAUAAAAAAUAUGUUGAGGAAACUGUGAGUGGCAUUUGAUGGGGAUGGCUGAAACUGGUACAGCUGGAGGUAGAAUGUGUUAAAGAUGCAUCGACUUCACUGCUGGAGGAGACAGCUUGUGGUUCUUUUGGAAGAACAUUCUGUUGAUUAUGCAUGCACUCCAGAAGAAGUGCAGCAACACUUUCAAUCAUGCGGUACUGUGAACAGGGUCACUAUCUUGACUGACAAGUUUGGCCAGCCUAAAGGUUUUGCUUAUGUGGAAUUUGUUGAAGCUGAAGCUGUUCAAGAGGCUCUCGUGUUGAAUGAAUCUGAAUUGCAUGGCCGUCAAUUGAAGGUUUUGCCUAAGAGGACCAAUGUUCCUGGAAUGAAACAGUAUCGUCCUAGGCGCUUUAAUCCUUACAUGGCAUAUGGCUUCAGGAGGCCAUAUCCUCCUCCUUACUUUUACUCCCAUUAUGGAUAUGGGAAGGUUCCUAGGUUUAGGAGGCCAGGUCGUUACAUGCCGUACUACUAGAAGUUCCAUGCAGAAUGUGUUGAAAAAUAUAACGAUGGGUGCAUCCUGGGCAAUAAUAUUUUUGACUUGGGCAUUGACACUCUUCAUCCUUAUUCUGUACUGUCAUUUGGGAAUAUUUAGUCCAUUUAUCUUUAGGCUGCUUUUGAUCUUGUUAGUUCUUGGAAGAUGGUUUACAAUUGCCAUCGAAUAUUAUGUUAAGUGAAUACUGACUGUACCGCUGCAAGGUCAGCCUUUUUAGUUUAUACUGACCAAUGGCUACAGGCUGGGGUAAAAGUCAUCGGGCCUCUUUCCCUGUGCGGUGGCACCAAAACUUGAUAAAAUCUCAUUUGUUUAAAUUUACAU
This is a messenger RNA of Abrus precatorius (Indian licorice), 3242 nucleotides long. Its product is annotated as polyadenylate-binding protein 2-like. The record is from RefSeq and is a predicted model, not a curated record. Bases 2475 to 2900 code for a protein of 141 amino acids. Lineage: Eukaryota; Viridiplantae; Streptophyta; Magnoliopsida; Fabales; Fabaceae. The transcript has 5 exons. Gene Ontology annotation, molecular function: RNA binding.